This is a messenger RNA of Loxodonta africana (African savanna elephant), 9689 nucleotides long. RefSeq names its product SRY-box transcription factor 6 (gene SOX6). The coding region runs from base 1385 to 3982 and encodes 865 amino acids. Gene Ontology annotation, cellular component: nucleus. Gene Ontology annotation, biological process: cell fate commitment; regulation of transcription by RNA polymerase II; central nervous system development. Gene Ontology annotation, molecular function: DNA-binding transcription factor activity, RNA polymerase II-specific; RNA polymerase II cis-regulatory region sequence-specific DNA binding. The transcript has 17 exons. Lineage: Eukaryota; Metazoa; Chordata; Mammalia; Proboscidea; Elephantidae. The record is from RefSeq and is a predicted model, not a curated record.
UUAUUUUGUGUUUUUUGGAUUAAUGCUAGCCUUGUUGGGGUGAGAUGGUAUCUCAUUGUAGUUUUGAUUUGCAUUUCUCUGAUGGUUAAUGAUCAUGAGCAUUUCCUCAUGUGUGUGUUAGCUACCUGAGUGUCUUCUUUGGUGAAGUGCCUGUUCAUAUUCUUUGCCCAUUUUUUAAUUGGGUUAUUUGUCUUUUUGUGGUUAAGGUUUUUCAGUAUCUUAUAGAUUUUAGAGAUUAGACACUGAUCGGAUUUUUCAUAGCCCAGUUUUUUUUUCCCCAGUCCAUAGGUUGUCUUUUUACUCUUUUGGUGAAGUUUUUUGAUGAGCAUAAGUGUUUGAUUUUUAAGAGCUCCCAGUUACCUAGUUUCUCUUCUGAUGUUUGUGCAUUGGUAGCAAUGUUUUGUAUUUUGUUUAUACUGUGUAUUAGGGCUCCUAGCAUUUUCCCUAUGUUUUCUUCCAUGAUCUUUAUUGUUUUAUAUUUAGGUCUUUGAUCCAUUUUGAGUUAGUUUUUGUGCAUGAUGUGAGGUAUGGGUCUUGUUUCAUUUAUCUUCUGAUGGAUAUCCAGUUAUGCCAGCACUGUUUGUUAAAGAGACUAUCUUUUCUCCAGUUAAUGGACUUUGGGCCUUUGUCAAAUAUCAGCUGCUCAUAGGUGGAUGAAUUUACAUCUGGAUUCUCAAUUCUGUUCUGUUGGCCUAUGUAUCUGUUGUUGUACCAGUACCAGGCUGUGUCGACUACUGUGGCGGUAUAAUGGGUUCUAAAAUCAGGUAUUGUGAGGACUCCCACUUUGUUCUUCUUUUUCAGCAAUGCUUUACUUAUCUGGGGCCUCUUCCCUUUCCAUAUGAAGUUGGUGAUUUGUUUCUCCAUCUCAUUAAAAAGUGCCACUGGGAUUUGGAUCAGUAUUGCAUUGUAUCUGUAGAUCACUUUGGGUAGAAUAGACAUUUUCACAAUGUUGAGUCAUCCUAUACAUGGGCAAGGUAUGUUUUUCCAUCCAAGGUUGUAAUCUUUACGGGAGCAGACUGUCACAUAUUUUUCUCGCAAAGUGGCUGGUGCGUUUGAACUGCCAACCAUUCAGUUAGCAGCCAAGCGUUUAACCACUGUGCCACUAGCGUUCCUUAGGGAAAAGGGUAUUGGGUGGCAAAAAGGGAACCAGGGUGUUCCUUUCUAGAUCACAGACUAUACAAGUUGAUGAAGAUUUCCUAAUCUUAGAUUUUUCCUGUAUUGCUUUGUGCUGUAGGGAAGGAAAGGGAGAACUAUUCCCAUCUGACCCUCUUUUUGUUUUCUUACCCUCUUUACAGUGAAAUUACAGAAGUCACACUAAAUAGCAGAGAUAGGGCUGGAUUCCUUGCUCAGCCAGAUCCUCCACAGAGGCUGACACGUCAUUUAUAUGGGUUCCAAGAAAGAAUUGAAGGAAAGAAACUGCAAACAUUUUUAUAUGCUUCCAUCUCAGGAUGCUGCAAUCAGUGUGUCCAGAAAAAUAAAUGAAAAGAGAAGAAUGUCUUCUAAGCAAGCCACCUCUCCAUUUGCCUGUGCAGCUGAUGGAGAGGAAGCAAUGACCCAGGAUUUGACCUCAAGGGAAAAGGAAGAGGGCAGUGAUCAACAUGUGGCCUCCCAUCUGCCUCUGCACCCCAUAAUGCACAACAAACCUCACUCUGAGGAGCUACCAACACUUGUCACUACCAUUCAACAAGAUGCUGACUGGGACACCGUUCUGUCGUCUCAGCAAAGAAUGGAAUCAGAGAAUAAUAAAUUAUGUUCCCUAUAUUCGUUCCGAAAUACCUCUACCUCACCACAUAAGCCUGACGAAGGGAGUCGGGACCGCGAGAUAAUGACCAGUGUUACUUUUGGAACCCCGGAACGCCGCAAAGGGAGCCUUGCCGAUGUGGUGGACACACUGAAACAGAAGAAGCUUGAGGAAAUGACUCGGACUGAACAAGAGGAUUCCUCCUGCAUGGAAAAACUACUUUCAAAAGAUUGGAAGGAAAAAAUGGAAAGACUAAAUACCAGUGAACUACUUGGAGAAAUUAAAGGUACACCUGAGAGCCUGGCAGAAAAAGAACGGCAGCUCUCCACCAUGAUUACCCAGCUGAUCAGUUUACGGGAGCAGCUCCUGGCAGCGCAUGAUGAACAGAAAAAACUGGCAGCCUCACAAAUUGAGAAACAACGGCAGCAAAUGGACCUUGCUCGCCAACAGCAAGAACAGAUUGCGAGACAACAGCAGCAACUUCUGCAACAGCAGCACAAAAUUAAUCUCCUGCAGCAACAGAUCCAGGUUCAGGGUCACAUGCCUCCGCUCAUGAUCCCAAUUUUUCCACAUGACCAGCGGACCCUGGCAGCAGCUGCUGCUGCCCAACAGGGAUUCCUCUUCCCCCCUGGAAUAACAUACAAACCAGGUGAUAACUACCCCGUACAGUUCAUUCCAUCAACAAUGGCAGCUGCUGCUGCUUCUGGACUCAGCCCUUUACAGCUCCAGAAAGGUCAUGUAUCUCACCCACAAAUUAACCCAAGGCUAAAGGGCCUAAGUGACCGUUUUGGCAGGAAUUUGGACACCUUUGAACAUGAUGGUGGCCACUCUUACAACCACAAACAGAUUGAGCAGCUCUAUGCAGCUCAGCUGGCCAGCAUGCAGGUGUCACCUGGAGCAAAGAUGCCAUCAACUCCACAGCCACCAAACACAGCAGGGGCAGUCUCACCUACCGGGAUAAAAAAUGAAAAGAGAGGGACCAGCCCUGUAACUCAAGUUAAGGAUGAAGCAGCAGCACAGCCGCUGAAUCUCUCAUCCCGACCCAAGACAGCCGAGCCUGUUAAGUCCCCAACUUCGCCCACCCAGAGCCUCUUCCCAGCCAGCAAAACCAGCCCAGUAAAUCUGCCAAACAAAAGCAGCAUCCCCAGCCCCAUUGGGGGAAGCUUGGGAAGAGGAUCCUCUUUAGAUAUCCUGUCCAGCCUCAACUCCCCUGCCUUGUUUGGGGAUCAGGAUACAGUGAUGAAAGCCAUUCAGGAGGCUCGGAAGAUGCGAGAACAGAUCCAGCGGGAGCAACAGCAGCAGCAGCAGCCACAUGGUGUUGAUGGGAAACUGUCCUCCAUGAAUAGUAUGGGUCUGAACAACUGCAGGAGUGAGAAGGAAAGAACACGCUUUGAGAAUUUGGGGCCCCAGUUAACAGGAAAGUCAAGUGAAGAUGGAAAGCUGGGCCCGGGUGUCAUCGACCUCACUCGGCCAGAAGAUGCAGAGGGAAGUAAAGCAAUGAAUGGCUCUGCAGCUAAACUACAGCAGUAUUAUUGUUGGCCAACAGGAGGUGCCACUGUGGCUGAAGCCCGAGUCUACAGGGACGCCCGCGGCCGUGCCAGCAGUGAGCCCCACAUCAAGCGACCAAUGAAUGCAUUCAUGGUUUGGGCAAAGGACGAGAGGAGGAAAAUCCUUCAGGCCUUCCCCGACAUGCAUAACUCCAACAUUAGCAAAAUCUUAGGGUCUCGCUGGAAAUCCAUGUCCAACCAGGAGAAACAACCUUAUUAUGAAGAGCAGGCCCGCCUAAGCAAGAUUCACUUAGAGAAGUACCCAAACUAUAAAUACAAACCCCGACCGAAACGCACUUGCAUUGUUGAUGGCAAAAAGCUCCGGAUCGGGGAAUAUAAGCAACUGAUGAGGUCUCGGAGACAGGAAAUGAGGCAGUUCUUUACUGUAGGGCAACAGCCUCAGAUUCCAAUCACCACAGGAACAGGUGUUGUGUAUCCUGGUGCUAUCACUAUGGCAACUACCACACCAUCACCUCAGAUGACAUCUGACUGCUCUAGCACCUCCGCCAGCCCAGAGCCCAGCCUCCCGGUUAUCCAGAGCACUUACGGAAUGAAGACAGAUGGUGGAAGCCUAGCUGGAAAUGAAAUGAUUAAUGGAGAAGAUGAAAUGGAAAUAUAUGACGACUAUGAAGAUGAUCCCAAGUCAGACUAUAGCAGUGAAAAUGAAGCCCCGGAGGCUGUCAGUGCCAACUGAGGAGUGUUUGUUUGCUGAAUUAAAAUACUCUGACAUUUCAUCCCCCCUCCCACAACAAAAAGUUCUUAAAGAGCCCGCAUGCAUUUGUGGCUCCACAAUUACAUCAGCAGAAUGGUCUUAAUUGUUUUGUAAAGCGUGAGACAGAUUAAGUUUUUCCUGACUUUUCAUGAACUUGAGUUUUUGUCGUUAUUGUUAUUAUUGUUGUUGUUGUUUUUUAAUUUAGGUGAAGACAUAUUAAAUAUGAGACACCAGGACUUGAAAACUUAUCUCAACCCAUAGCUGUCUUACAAGUCUUAUAUUUUUGUCUUACUUUUUUUUUUUUUCCUUUUGGAUGUUGAUAAAGGUUUAAGUUAACUGUUUUAGAUGGGGUUAAACAUUCUCACUCAGGUAUGCUGUGCCGGCCUACAGGUUGUGAAUGUGUUUUUAUUCUGAAUUAUUUUAGAGAACAACUGAGGAUUUCAUAUAUUGUGAAACAGAACAAGUCCACGGCGUGAGCAGCUGCAUGUAAAGCAUGUUCGGAAGGCCUCGGAAUUCCAUUUUUCCAUGUGUAGAGUUAAACUCUGAAUGUGCCAAACUCUUUUCAUAACUUUUGAAUCUUAAUAUUUUGAAAGUCUUAAAGGAGACACUGCAAAGUCUUAGACAAUCUUUGGCAUCUUAAAAUAAAAUAGCAAACCACAACUUUUUUUUUUUUCCAGAAAAUGGUAAAGUACUCAGGAAUCUGGAGACAAGAUAUUGUAAGGAAUGAACAAGGUUGCCACAGUGCGUGUACCCAAUUGUGUUUGCCUCUUGAUGUGCCAUCAGUGUGUGACGUGGUAUGACGUACGCACACCAGAGCGAUCACCACACAGACACCAACAUGGUGGUCUUCUCCGCCUGAGGCCACCUCUCACUACAUCCAUUAUCCCUUUGCCUUUAACCCUGACAUUCAGUCUUAACACAUUUUCUCUUAAAUAAUUUAUUCAUUCCAGAAUGUCAAGGGUCCACUUACUAUUUAUUUAAAAAAAAAUAUUGUUGGUGGCAUUAAUUUAAUAAUUCUUGUUUUUCACCCUCCUUCCCAGAAGAACUUCUCAGCCCUUUUUACCUCCUUCGCCUGCUAGAUACAAAAGAUGUACAUAGUAAUUGUAUGUCCCCAUAGCAUCUGGAAGCAUUUCUGAAACAAGAUACUAUUAAAUACCUGUAUUGUUGUUCUUAAACACGAGUGCAUGUCUGGCUACAGGGAUGUAUAUUUGGAUAUAGGUGUAUAACCUUAUACGUAAAUAGGUAUGCCCCUGAGGUUCGCUGUAACCUUGAAUCUUUUGCCAGAAUUUUCCCCUAAUUCAGUUCAGCAACACGUGGUUGGGUCGGCAUCAGUGGAAUUUCCCUGAAUUCAGUUCAGCUGCAAGGGUCAACAGCGGUGACUGCCAGGCAGGAGAGUCCCACAGCCAAACCUGAAGCCCAAGGUUGUGGGCCAUGCAGGAGACUACAGUGAGGCUGUCAGGGGCAGGCACUUUUACCCUGAGUUGCUCCAUUCCAGCUUACAUGACUAGGGAGUUCUUUGCAAAACCCCCAGGAUACAAGAAGCCACAUGGUAGCCUCAAAGCAAAGAUAGAGGCAGAUAGUCAUGAUACAUUCAGAGAAUGAAAGAAAAUCAUAGGAAAGGAGAAGGGGGGGAAGUACAUUCCCUAUAUGGGAUGUUCCUACUGUUAACUCUGGGGAACAGAUAUCUCCUGGUGCAGCAGAAGAGCUCCCCUGGCUGACUGACUCCCUGUAUCUGUGGCCACAUGGAACGCAUGCCUACGUGUGAGCAAGACUAACUGUCACACAAGCCUUUCCCUGGAGGUGUGCUGAUGGGCUGGGAGGUUUCUUUCCCCAUCUCCUAACUACAGGGAGCUCUGCCCUGCCAUUUUGACCUUCCUGAAACUAGGACUGAUUGCCCAUGGGAGACCUCACCCAGAGUGGUUUAAUGGGAGAAUGUCAGUGAAUGGGAAAGUUCACCUCAUGGGACAACCCGGAAUCUGAUCACCAGGACAUAGGAACGGCCCCAUCAGAUUUCUUGAGCCAUUUUGCCGCUUGGAAGAAAACAGUAUACCUACAUAUUUAUUUAAAGAGUGCUCAAGGCCAUACCUAAUAGCAAUAAAUAGGUCUAGCCAAGGUAUUACCAGCUAUGCCAUUAGCUGGGCGUGCUCUCUAUAAGCUGAUUAAGGUACUGAUAGAAAUGUUUUGUUCUUAAUAUUGGUUGGGGAUUGGAACUUUGUUUUUUGUACAUUUAUUUCAAAUGAGGAGGAGGUCAUUUUUCUCAAAAAAAGAAAGAAUAUUUAUUAUUGUCUUACUGAUUUCUCUGAUUAUAUACCUCUCCUCCUCAGUUCAUUCUUACAUUUUCUCUUUCUCUUUGGCUUUUGCUCUCUCUCUCUCUCUUUCUCACUCCUUUUUUAUUUUGUUGCAUAGGUAGAGUGCUGGAUGGCUAGCGUUGUAUUGUAUGUAAUUAAUUUUGCACAAAGGCAAACAUUUAGAAUAGUAGGUUAAUUUUGUUUGUUUUUAUGACCAUGCCAAAAUAAUAUUCUGGGCUGGUGGAGAACAAAGGACUGUUCUUUAGGACUGAAACUUGAUUUUGCUUGUAGUAAAAAAAGAAAAAAAGAAAAACACACACUCACAGAUGUUGUUUCGUAAGUGUUAUAAGCACUGGAUAUAAAUGGUAUUUUUUAUCACUUCUGACUAAUGUGAAACUGUUGUACGAAAACUCAUGAACAAAAGUCAUCUGUUUCGACUCGUGUGGGCUUGCCUCACAGUUGCCGGAUUUGAGUCAUUUUUAUGUCUUGUUAUUUCAUUUAUUUAUGCAAAAUACAUGUGUGUAUGAACACUUUGUUUUAGCUCCAGCCCUGCCUCAGUACUGGGGUUCAGUUACUUGUAGCCAUGUUCUCAAAAAUGAAAGGCUAUUCAAGAAUGAUCUGAUUGUAAACGUCCCUUUCAUUAGGUCAAACAGUGAUGCUGUAUUCCAAUCUAAAUUCUGUGCCUAAGCAGUUUAUUCUAUUUAUUAGCCAACUUUGGCUCUAAAUAUCCAUGGAAAUUGAGAAUGACAAUCGUAGGAAUCACUUCGUUUUAAGUGGGGCUUAAAACAAAGUUUUUAUGACUUUACCAUCUCAUUUUAGAUUUUUCUAAUUAUGUAAAUAUAACAUAGCAAUAGAGUUUUAUUUUGGGCUCAUGAAUACUUAGCAAGGUAUAAGUUAUGUAUUUCCUUUUUGUUCUCUAUCCACGUGUGUCGGUCCAGACAAGAAGUUGACAAGUCACUGUACCUCAUAGGCAUAGUGAAUUAUCAGCCACAGUAGAAGAGCAGUGUUGGACCUGAAGCUGGGACAGCAAAACCUUCACUCCUUCACUCGAGUUCUCACGUAGCCUAGAACCGACUGUCCACGGAUUCAGAGUUUUGCUGUCUCUUUCUUACACAAAGCUGAUGAAUUGAACAUUCUAAAUCUCCAGUACGGCUGGGAGUCAAUUUGCUUUGCAAAUUCACAUAAAACUUAUGAGAUAGUUCCGUGACCCUUUAAUAGCAAGAAGAAUGAAUGCCAUUAUAAAGGCAAAAAUUCACUUUUGAGAUUGGCCAUUAUUAAAAGCCCCACCAUGCCAAUUAUAUUAAAGAAUGUUAAUCAACUUUUUCAGUGCUCAUCAUUUCCGAGUAUCUUCAAAUCAGAGAUAUAAAUUAUCUCCACUUUGUUAAAGAUCUCACAGGAAUUGGACUUUCCCUCUCAAUUGGAUUAGGGACACUAGCAGACAAUCCACUCCUAAAAAAUGGACCAUAUAAAAUAGAAAGACAGACAGAGAAAGAGAAAAGAAAAGCUUGUCAAUCUUCGGGCAUGAGCAGCCAGGCAGGCAAUUUCUCUGUUUCGUUGGCAGAUGUGAUGCAGUAUCUUUUCCAGAAAGGUACCAAAGUUUUGUUGUUUUCAUGCACUUCCAGCUCAGCCUUUUAGGAGCGUAUCAGUUUGCUUCCUUUGGUAUUUGACACUCUUCAGCCUUGCCCUCAGGGCUGAUUUGAUUUGCCAGGGUCUUGACACCAACUCCCAGGCCAAGUUCUAAAUUCAGGUGUGGGCUCAUAGUGCUAUUGAGCUUGUCAAAUUCUGGCCUCCCCUGAACAUUAGACCCAUGGGAGCCUGGGGUGUUUGAAAGGGUGUGAUCACCCUCCAGCUGAAAUUAAAGGCUGUUUUCUUUUCCUUAUGAAGCCAGGCUGCUUCUUCGGAGCACACCCUCCUGAGCCAGGAGCACAGGCACUAGCUGAAAGCAGGGAUUGUUUCGAGGAAGUCCAUCUGCCGCCAGUAGGAAAGCAGCCUGGUCAUUUGAACAUCAGGGCUGAGGCUGCUUCUUUCAGUUUACUCAUUUUGCAGAGAAAUGAUCUCUGCCUACUCAUUUGGGAAAGGAAAAAAGAAUUAGUAGUUUCAAAGCAUGUGAGAAAUCCUGUACCAAGUGCCAACAACUGCAAAGACAUGCAGCUAGAGGAAUGUAUUGAAAUCAUUACUGGGUCUUCCUUUUUAAUGAGAAAAUGACAAAAAUCAUUGCUGUAGCCUUGCCUGAUUUUGUACGUGUUUGUCUAAAGGAUUGAGUUGGCACUUAAGCUCACUUCUCGAAGUAUAAUAAUAUUGUAUGACCUUAUUUGUCCUUUUACAAAAGCACUUGCAUCAUUUCCUUAAGUCACCUGCCCCUGACAUGUUUCCUUCCUUAAUAAACAACUUCUAUCUGUUAUUCCUGCCGAUUACGUUCUAUCUGUGAUGCCAUGUACUAUUAAGUGUGUGUCCCUAUGCUAACAUCUUGGAAAAUGUUGAUAUGCAAACAUAUUUCUUUUUCAUCCCCAUCCCAUCUUUUCCUUUGGGGACAGACUGCUUUCCAAAAGCUCAUGAACAAGUAUUCAGAUUGCUGGUACCUUUGGGGCAGAGGUAGGGGCACAGGGUGGGGCAGGGAGGGCAGAAAGGUAAUGCUUAGUGCAGAUACUCUUCAAAUUGGUGUUCGUGGCAAUAUGAAAAUUUGAAGGCAACUCAGUAACAUGUCUUGCUCAGUAGUUUCCUGUUCCUGAAGAACCACAAGCAUAAAAUGAGGCCUCAGUGCUGGUGCUCUUGGAGUAUGGGGAAUGUGCAAAUAUUUACCUGUUUUGUAUGCUGCACAUUGCAGACCUGCUCAUGUGCAUUCUCUCCGUUCGUCUUCCUUUGUCAUAUGUGUUUUUGCUUUUUUGAAAGUGCAGUCUUUAUUGUACCCUUCUCCAGCUUGUAGCAAAGUAGAAUGCUUAGCAUUUAUGUUCAUUCAUUAUUGUAUUUGCCAUGUAAAAUUUUUAUUACCUUAGACGAGCUUAUAAGCUGUUACUACAUAACUUAUCUUACUGUAACUCUUUUAUUUCCUGACAUUGUAAUUUGUUUGUGAUGUAUAUUGUGAGAUUGUAUUCUAUGUUAAUUUAAUCAGCACAAUUCACUGACAUGCUGGACUGACAUGCUGGCUGCUGUUUCAAAUUGUAAAGUUUGUGUAGGGCUGUUGGGACAACUGCAACUCUGUUGUCAAGGUACUGUGCUUUGGUUCCUAUAGCAACACUGUGGGUGUGGCCCUUGAAAUGCUAAGGGCAUUUAAUACACCCUCGAGCAAAUUUUAACCGCAGAUUUUCUUUGUAGAAAUUCUAUGUAUAAUGCAGGUACCUACUUGGCCCAUGGCUGGUAACUAUUUGGGCAAUUAGAAAAAAAAAAAAAAAAAACAUUAAAAA